AUGGUAGCGGUUCAGAGGUUCAAAAAUAUCUUCCUCUCUAUCUCACAUACACGUACGUAUAUCAUCUCCCGCAAAAAGUCGACCCCUCCAUAGAUUUUCAAGAAUCUCCACACAGUACACACGCGCAAAUGUCAUCUACACUGCCUCUGAGUUCAAAGAUAAACCCACCUCUUCUUCAUAAACCCCAAUUCCUCUCACACUUCGCCACUUCCCUUUCACUCCCCUCCAGACCAUUUUCAAAAUCCCACAUAUGCUUCUCAAUUCCACCCUCAAGCAACAGCAACAGCAACAGCCCACAAGAAGAGGCUCGAUGGCUGAGGGAAGAGCAACGGUGGCUCAGGGAGGAGCAGAGGUGGAUUCGGGAAGAGUCCAGGUGGAACGCUGAGCGGGAGACAUUGUUGCACGAAAUUCACAGUCUUAAGCUUAGAAUCCAGGAAUUGGAGCGCCUCAACUCCCUUCAGGGUGCAUCUGCUUCCGAGACUGUUGCAAAUAUUGCGAAAUUGCUGCAGGUGUAUAUUGAAGUGUUAAAGGAGGGGGAUUUAGGGAAGAAUGUGAAUAGACUUGCCGAAAGUGGCUCAAUUGCUGUGCCACUAGUAAUUGAUGCUGCUAAAAGGGGUGAGGAAGUUAUUGUGAAGGAAGUAAUUAAAGUUGCAGAUAGAGAGGAGAAUGUGAGAAAGAGGGAAACAUUGAGGAAAGGGUCAGAAGGAGAUGAGGUUCGAGUCAUGCAGGAAGCUUUGCAGAAGCUGGGAUUUUACUCUGGUGAAGAGGACAUGGAGUAUUCGAGCUUCUCUAGCGGGACUGAGCGUGCAGUAAAAACUUGGCAAGCUACAUUGGGAGCUCCAGAAGAUGGAAUUAUGACCUCAGAGCUUCUCGAGAGGUUAUGUAUUGAGCAAAAAGUUGAAAGUUCUCAAGGACUUAAACCAAAAUUAUUAGAGAAGAGUGAAAAUGGAGCUCUAACCGCUUCGACUACCGCAAUAUCUGAAGUUCAGCAGACAGUUUCAAAAGAAGAUGGUACAACAGAAGUUGAAGUAUCUCAUCAUCGAGUCUUUCUUCUGGGAGAGAAUCGAUGGGAAGAACCUUCCAGACUCUCUGGGAAAAGCAACCAAACUGCAGUCAAGAAUGACAAGGGCAAUACUAAAACAAAAUGUCUUACUUGCCGUGGGGAAGGCCGCUUAUUAUGCAUGGAAUGUGAUGGAUCUGGUGAACCAAACAUUGAACCACAGUUUCUGGAAUGGGUAGAUGAAGGAACAAAGUGUCCAUACUGUGAAGGCCUGGGAUACACAACAUGCGAUGUAUGUGCAGGCACGAAAUUUGCCACUGCUUAACUUGUCUUUCUUGGUGGCAUACGACACUGGAGAAGCUGAUGUUGAGAUGAUUUGUUGAUAAUCCGGGGGCAAAAAUCUUUCCCAAACGUUGUCUGAAUCAGAGGCGGAUUUGAACCUGUGUGAGACUAUCGAGAAUCUUGUCGCGUCCAUGGGCGAUGUGAGUGACAGAAUGGUGGAAAUGCAUUCCUCCGGCAGCCUUGCAAAAGGGUCCAUGUUCAUCCUGGUUCUACUGUUUUAAUCUUCAAAAACUUGAUCUCUCCGUUUGAGAGAAGUGUGUUUUUGUUUUUGUAUUCCGUACUGGUUUUCCUGUUUCUCACCCACUCUUAUCCAAUUAUUGAAGAGGUUGGUCUAUCUCCCUCUCUGAAAAGUACUUGGCUCUGUCUCAAUAUAUUUUAUUUAUCAUACCCAGUAGAAUGGAUUUGGCAGUG
Molecule: messenger RNA, 1753 nt
Organism: Olea europaea var. sylvestris
Lineage: Eukaryota; Viridiplantae; Streptophyta; Magnoliopsida; Lamiales; Oleaceae
Product: protein disulfide isomerase pTAC5, chloroplastic-like
Exons: 8
Coding region: 129-1325 (398 amino acids)
Source: RefSeq, a predicted model, not a curated record